GAUCUGCUUCAAUUCAAGGUCGCCCCAUGGCUGCCGCCCCGUUCCCGAACUGGCUGAUGAUGGAGCGCUUCGUCUUCCGCAGGGACGACAAGGGGUCCUUCCCGGACGACACCAAGGCGCCCAUCAGGGCGUCCGGCACCACCUCCUGGAACGCUCGCUUCCACAUCGCCUUCUGCCUCGCCGAGCCCCCGCUCCCCUCCCGCCUCUACGCCCGGCUGCCGCGUUUUCCAGACCCCAGGAAGCACACCCCCUUGGCCAUCCUGGCGGCGCACCGCCAUCUCCUCCUGCUUCGCAUCGGUACCGAUAUCCCCGGACUAGGGCUGGUGCAGGACUUCCUCAUCUACAGCGCCUACGACACUUCCUCGCUCAAAGCUCUGCCCCCUUGCACCGAGCCCUACACGGAUUACACCCGCACCGGUGACAGCCUACCUCGCGGUCCUCCGCUCGAGCAGGGGAAGCACCGCCUGCUGACGGUCAAAUCCAUCGGCCUCUUGUGCCGAGGCGGCGAAGGCGAGCAAGAGUUUGCGGUGGCGGAGCUCUGCGUUUUUAAGUCCGUCCACUCGGAGGUCUACGCUGACGUCUGUUUGCUGCGCUCCUCCACAUCCGCUGGCCCCGUGCUUGCCGGCGAAUGGAACGCCAUGCGUCUACCAAUCCUUGGCAUCGACAAUGUCAAUGAUCCUUGGCACCUCUGUUGCUGGGACACGGACGCCAUCGUCCCCUUCAACCGCUCGCUUUGCUGGAUCGACUACCACCGAGGCAUGCUCAUCUACGACGUCUUCGCAGAGCACGUCCCUACCGUCACCUUCCUCGCGCUCCCUCUUGAUGAGUUCCCUUCUGCUCACACUUUCCGUGAAAUCAAGCCAUUCAGCUGGUUAUACCGGGGUGUGUCCGCCAUUGAUGAUGGCCGUGUGCUCAAGUUUGUGAAUGUCACCCGCCAUGAUGGCAUUGGUCACGGGGAACUCAAAUCUGGUUCAGGCUUCACCAUCACCUGCCACACUCUCGCAUUAGGCAGCAUGGUGUGGGAAUUAGACUACAAGAUCACUUCGGCUGAGCUCUGGUCUUCCAAUCCGCACCUUCCACACACCGUCCUUAUGUUUCCUCAAGUAAACGUCGACAGGCCAUAUGUAGUGCACUUCCUCAUCAGCGAAUUCAAAUACGUCAUUAGGAAGAUGUGGGUGGUCAGCAUUGACAUGAGCACCAGGACAGUGGAGUCAAUUUCCCAAUACAUCAAUGGGAAGGAGGGCCUUGAAACCGAUGAUGCUGACUUCACCAGAAGAAGGUCUGGUGCUCCCGCGUCCUUCCUCCCCUGUGAAUUCUCCAGGUUCCUUCGUCUCUCCAGAAAGAACGAGGAUAUGGGAUGACUCAUGGUCUACAGAUCAAGUUCAACUACAAUUAGUAAUGGAAGAGAGCAAGGAUAUGGAAUGACUCACGUCUGCCAACACUUCAUCAUACUGGAUAGCUAUUCGGUCUACAGUUCAAGUUCAACUACAAUAAUUGCAAGGGUGAAGCUAUGCAUGGGAGAGACUACUCAUACGCAGCUUAUGUAGUUCACCGUUAAUCUUGAUGUCUGUGAGGAUCUAAUAAUGUAUUAAUGUAUAUCGUCCGUCCUCAAAAUUUGCGUCAUUUCUUUUGUUGUUUACCUUUGGAAAGUCUUGGCUGCUUGCAAAAGACUAUUAAAAGGUAGCUGAAGUAUGCAAUCGUUAUUUUUGACAUUGACUAGUAUGGG
Molecule: messenger RNA, 1726 nt
Organism: Triticum dicoccoides
Lineage: Eukaryota; Viridiplantae; Streptophyta; Magnoliopsida; Poales; Poaceae
Exons: 3
Coding region: 27-1361 (444 amino acids)
Source: RefSeq, a predicted model, not a curated record